Messenger RNA from Paecilomyces variotii, 2933 nucleotides. RefSeq names its product putative phosphoinositide 3-kinase. The coding region runs from base 103 to 2820 and encodes 905 amino acids. The record is from RefSeq and is a predicted model, not a curated record. Lineage: Eukaryota; Fungi; Ascomycota; Eurotiomycetes; Eurotiales; Thermoascaceae. Gene Ontology annotation, molecular function: 1-phosphatidylinositol-3-kinase activity. Gene Ontology annotation, cellular component: phosphatidylinositol 3-kinase complex, class III, type I; phagophore assembly site; phosphatidylinositol 3-kinase complex, class III, type II. Gene Ontology annotation, biological process: endocytosis; phosphatidylinositol-mediated signaling; phosphatidylinositol-3-phosphate biosynthetic process. The transcript is spliced from 2 exons.
AAGAGCUCCCGGCCAGGCACCGAAGACCAAAGCAACGUUCACUGCUCACGCCUGAGAUAGGAUGCAACCCUAGCCAUUGUCGAGGUCAAGGAAGGCGGAGAAAUGGAGGCCUUCACAUUCGCUGUUUCUACACAGCUGAACUUCCCAGUCUACGUGAGGAUUGGUUCCCUGGAGGGAAAGCAGAAACAGAUAUCUUACUCCGUUCUGUUAAAGGACCCCAAACUGCGGCACAUUGGAUCGAACCAGAACCCUAUCUCGGAUCUGUUUGUCACGGCGCAGAUAUGGUCGGACUCAAAACCCCUUGGUGUGCCUAUGCAGACAUCAUAUAAAUCAUUUAAGUCGACGCGCGCAUGGAACGAAUGGCUGCAGAUGCCUAUGUCAAUCAAAGAUGCUCCAUUGAAGUCGCAAUUGGCUAUCACGAUCUGGGAUCUGUCCCCCCUUGGAGAUGAUGGCGCACAUAGCCACAGCGUUCCCUUCGGUGGAACGACAAUAUCGUUGUUUGAUGCAGAUGGGAAAUUAAAAAUGGGAAGGCAGAAAUGCAAGAUCUAUCGACAUAAAGCGGCAGAUGGCUUCUCAUCGACUACGACCCCAUCAACGCCCCCGCCGAAAAGGCGCCGACCUAACCAGUCAGGUGCUGCAGAGCCUUCACCGGAGGAGUUGGAAUUAGAACGCGUUGAGACACUUAUCAAGAAGCACGAGAUGGGUGAAAUUCCUCGGAUCGACUGGAUGGAUCAGAUGGUAUUCCGCCAGUUGGAGAAGAUCAAGCUAAAGGCAGAGGAAGCUGCCAGGAAACGCGCCAUUCGGCUAAAGGCUGCAAAGAUUAGCGCUGGAAAUGCGGAGGGUACAGAUGAGAACGCAUCGGAUGAAGAGGAAAGAGACGAUGAGAACUUUGUCCUCUAUGUCGAGUUUCCGCGUUUCGACCACCCGAUCAUCUGGGCUGAUCAUGAAUACUCACCCCCUCCUGUCUCGUCUCAUCCCCAGCAUACGCAGACAAACCCUAACUCUACUCUAAAACCGCCUCCUGAAGUCCGGUUCGGCCCUGGGAUACAGGGUUCGGAGGAAGAGGCCAACAGAAUCAUCCGUGUAUAUGAUCCCGAAGUCGGACAGACAGGGAAUCCGUGUGAGGACAAACAUAGACGGUUGGUCCGAAGUCAUCGUACUGGGAUCAUGGACCGUGACCUAAAGCCAAAUCCGAAGAUUCGCGAUGAGUUGAAUGUGAUCAUGUCUUACGGACCCACGCAGGACCUAAGCGCUGAAGAGAAAGAUCUCGUGUGGCGCUUUAGAUAUUACUUGACCCGCGAUAAGAGGGCAUUGACGAAGUUCGUGAAAUCAGUGAACUGGCGCGAUGUGGGUGAGGCGCGGCAGGCCGUAGAUAUCCUCCCCAAAUGGACAGAGAUCGAUGUCGACGAUGCCUUAGAACUUCUGGGUCCUACCUUUGACAAUACGGCUGUCCGUACCUAUGCGGUAGAGCGUCUCAGGAAGGCAGAUGAUGAAGAGCUUCUUCUUUACCUUCUCCAGCUUGUCCAAGCCCUGAAAUACGAGAAGAGUCCAGAAGAGAGUCCCAACGAUGCAGCUCACGAUUCUUCCCUGGCCAACUUCCUUGUUACUCGUGCAGCCAACAAUUUCAAGCUGGGCAAUUACCUUCACUGGUAUCUUAUGGUGGAAUGUGACGAUGCUAGUCCAGGCACCUCUUCAAGCCAGCGAAGGCUUUUCGCUCGCGUUGAGUACUAUUUCAUGGCCGAGCUAGAGAAAGUGCACCCAGAGUACCGAAAGAUUCUCCUGCGUCAGGGCGAGUUGAUCACCGUGCUUUCAAAGAUCUCCAAAGACGUCAGGUUUUCUCGCGAUACCCGGCCUCUCAAAAUCGAGAAACUAAAGAAAUAUCUCAAAGACCCGAAGAACGAGUUGGUUAGCAUUGAGCCACCUCUUCCGCUCCCACUAGAUCCGGAGGUAUUGAUCACCGGCUGCUUCCCAGAGGAGUCAAAUGUCUUCAAAUCUUCGUUGUCCCCCUUGCACAUCAACUUCAAAACCUCUGAUGGUCGCAAGUAUCCCAUUCUCUUCAAAGUGGGCGACGACCUUCGUCAGGAUCAGCUUGUGAUACAGAUCAUCACGUUGAUGGACCGUCUGCUGCAAAAGGAGAAUUUGGAUCUCAAGCUGACUCCCUACCGGAUUCUAGCCACCAGCUCAAACGCAGGUGCCGCUCAGUUCAUCCCGUCUACCUCACUCUCCGCGGCUUCUGCCAAAUACAAAGGCUCCAUUCUCGCUUAUCUCAAGGACAACAAUCCGGACGACAGUGAUCCUCUUGGCGUGCGCAAAGAGGCUAUGGAUACUUAUAUCAAGUCCUGUGCGGGUUACUGUGUGAUAACUUAUCUCUUGGGCGUCGGCGACAGACAUCUAGAGAAUCUUCUGUUAGCACCAGAUGGACACUUCUUCCAUGCUGACUUCGGGUUCAUAUUGGGAAGAGACCCCAAGCCUUUUGCGCCUAUGAUGAAACUUUGCAAGGAAAUGGUCGAAGGCAUGGGAGGCACUUCAUCUCCAAAUUACAUGCAGUUCAAGCAAUACUGUUUCACCGCGUACACCACCUUGCGGAAAUCAGCUAACCUUAUCCUCAACCUAUUCAGCCUAAUGGUUGAUGCGAACAUCCCUGAUAUUCGCGUUGAACCGGACAAGGCUGUCCUAAAGGUCAAAGAGCGGUUCCACUUGGAGAUGAGCGAGGAGGAGGCGAUCCGACACUUCGAGCAGCUCAUCAGUGACAGCGCGAAUGCCAUCUUUGGAGUCGUCAUCGACCGUCUGCAUGAUUUCGUGCAGGGUUGGAGAGCUUAGCGCGUCUAGAAUCUCGUCUUGGAGGGUUACACUGUCUACAUUCUGUACUUAUCAAGGAAUUCUAUCCAUUGGGAGACCAUGUGCAAUUUCACGUUUGUUUUGGAGAUGGGCUA